UGAAACUCGAGUGACUUGGGUUGCGUUCAAAAGCACACAGGACCAAAACCCAAGUGAACGACGGACGCCGGAGGUCAACGAAGCUAAGGAGGUACCAUGUCGUUCGCAGCUACGAUGAAGAAUAUCGCCAACACCAACAUGCCUGCGGGCAUGGCGGAACUGGCCAAGAAGAUGCGUGGCGAAGGCAACGACUCCAAGUUCUUUACGUCGAGCAAGAAAGGCGAGACGCACGAACUGCGCACGGAACUAGCUGACCAAAGCCGAGACAAGAAGAAGGACGCGGUGAAGAAGGUCAUUGCCAACAUGACCGUCGGCAAGGACGUGUCCAUGUUGUUCACAGACGUAGUGAACUGCAUCCAAACGGCCGACACACAGCUCAAGAAGCUCGUGUAUUUGUACCUGAUCAACUACGCCAAGAGCAACCCCGACUUGACCAUUCUCGCCGUCAACACGUUUGUCAAGGAUGCCAACGACCCCAACCCGUUGAUCCGCGCCUUGUCUGUCCGCACCAUGGGCUGCAUUCGCGUUGACCGCAUCACCGAAUAUUUAUGCGAGCCCCUGCGCAAGUGCUUGACCGACGAAGACCCAUACGUCCGCAAGACCGCCGCGAUCUGCGUCGCCAAGCUCUACGACAUCAACCCGGAGCUCGUGGACGAACAAGGAUUCUUGGACAUGCUUCGCGAGUUGAUCUCGGACUCGAACCCGACUGUCGUCGCCAACGCCGUCGCCGCCUUGUCCGAAAUCGCCGACAACGGCGGCCACCAGCAUUUCAAGAUCACCAAGUCGGUGCUGCAGAAGCUGCUGGCGGCGCUCAACGAGUGCAAUGAAUGGGGUCAGGUGUUUGUGCUGGACGCGCUCGCGAAUUACGUGCCGGCCGACUCUCGCGAAGCCGAAGGCAUCAUCGAGCGCGUGACCCCGCGGCUGCAGCAUGCCAACUCGGCGGUCGUGCUUUCCGCAGUUAAAGUCAUCAUGAAGUUCUUGGAGAAAGUGACCAACGCCGACACGGAGCGCACGCUGUCGCGCAAGAUGGCGCCGCCGCUCGUGACGCUCUUGUCCACCGAGCCAGAGAUCCAAUACGUGGCGCUGCGGAACAUCAACCUGAUUGUGCAAAAGAGACCGAGCAUCUUGUCGAGCGAAAUCAAAGUGUUCUUCUGCAAGUACAACGACCCGAUCUACGUCAAGAUGGAGAAGCUCGAGAUUAUCAUUCGGUUGGUGUCGGAGCGCAACGUGGACCAGGUGCUGCUCGAGUUCAAGGAAUACGCGACCGAGGUGGAUGUGGACUUCGUGCGGCGCAGCGUCCGCGCGAUCGGGCGGUGCGCCAUCAAGCUCAACAACGCCGCGGAGAAGUGCAUCAACGUCCUGCUCGAGCUGAUCCAGACCAAGGUCAACUACAUCGUGCAGGAAGCGAUCAUUGUGAUCAAAGACAUCUUCCGCAAGUACCCCAACCAGUACGAAAGCAUCAUUGCGACCUUGUGCGAGAACUUGGACACGCUCGACGAGCCCGAGGCCAAAGCUUCGAUGGUGUGGAUCAUUGGCGAGUACGCCGAGCGCAUCGACAACGCGGACGAGCUGCUCCAGUCGUUUCUGGACGCGUUCGAAGACGAGACGGCGCUCGUGCAGCUGCAGUUGCUCACGGCCACGGUCAAGCUGUUCCUGAAGCGGCCGAAUGAGACGCAGGCCAUGGUGCAGGCCGUGCUCAAGAAGGCGACCGAAGAGAGCGACAACCCCGACCUCCGAGACCGCGGGUACGUGUACUGGCGCCUCCUGAGCGCCAACCCCGACGCCGCCAAGGCCGUGGUGCUCGCCGAGAAGCCCGUGAUCAGCGACGACACGUUCACGCUCGAGCCGGCGCUGCUGGACGACCUCAUCGGCAAGAUUUCGACGCUGGCGAGUGUCUACCACAAGCUCCCAAGUGCGUUUGUCGUGCGCUCCAACAUUGCCGAGAUUCAAAAGCAAAACGAACAAGAGGCCGCCGACACGGAAGGCGACGAGCGGUACGACGACGCCGAGACGUCGGACGGCGGGGCACCUGGCGGCGGCGCGGUGGAUCUGUUGGACAUGGGCGGAAUGUCUGUGGGAGGAGCUCCUCCCGCCCCGACAACCAGUGCGGGUGGCCUAGACAUCUUUGGCGCGCCGGUAGCUGUGGCUCCGGCUCCUGUGGCCAAGAAACAACUGACCAACGCCCAGACCGGCAAGGGGCUCGUGAUCCAUGGGGCGUACACCCGCCGACAGGGGGCGUUCUCGUUGGAUUUGGACGUGGAGAACCAGUCGAGCACAACCGUCCCGGGCGUGGCCAUCCAGCUCAACAAGAGCACGUUCGGCGUGGUGCCGACGCAGCCGCAAGUCAACUUUGCCACGCCGCUCGCGCCCGGCCAGCGCGCGUCCGUGAGCAUCCCCAUGACGGUGAGUCCGCAGUUUGUGAACGCGACCGUGGCGCCCCACACGGUCGUCCAAGUGGCGCUCAAGAACCUCGGGUCGGGCGACGUCUUGUACUUUUCCACGGACAUCGACGUGAGUGUGCUCUUGACCGAGGGCGGCCUCGUGGACAAAGCCGACUUUAUCACCCUGUGGAAGGGCAUUGCCGACGCCAACGAGACGUACUUUGCGCUCCCUGUCAAGGCGUCGACGGCGUCCGUGGAUGCCCUCGCGGCAAUUUUCAAGCCGCGAAACGUGUUUUACGUGGCCAAGCGAGCGGUGGAGGGCAAGGAGAUUGGGUACUUUUCGUUCAAGACCAUGACCAACGUGUCGGCGUUCUUGGAAGUGACGUUCGACGGAGCGUCGAACGCUGCCAAUGUGUGUGUCAAGGGCGACCAAGCCGCGUUCAACCCGGUGUUUCAAAAGUUGAUCGAACAGAUUGCGUCCUAAGAAGAACGAGUAUGCAUGCAUUGCCGUACUUCGUUCAUCUAGUGUUACAUUCGUUCCUCGUCCUUUCGGUGGUCGAGAAGGAGCGAUGGGAUGGACAGACAUACAGACUGUACUACUACUACUUGCUCGCGACCUCG
Messenger RNA from Aphanomyces astaci, 3002 nucleotides. RefSeq lists its product as hypothetical. Bases 97 to 2865 code for a protein of 922 amino acids. Gene Ontology annotation, cellular component: clathrin adaptor complex; membrane coat. NCBI's taxonomy places the organism in Eukaryota, Oomycota, Saprolegniomycetes, Saprolegniales, Verrucalvaceae. The record is from RefSeq and is a predicted model, not a curated record. The transcript is spliced from 7 exons. Gene Ontology annotation, biological process: vesicle-mediated transport; intracellular protein transport.